CCGGUCAAGUAAUUUACACCAUCAUUUUUGGCGUCGACCGUGGGACCGUUAAGGUUUUUUCUUCUCUAAACACAAACCUACCCACAAAAACACCACUCAAAAUGUCUUCAAGCCAGCAAAUGAACGCUACUUCCGCUCAAGUGCAAGCCACCACGGAGGGGGUCAGCAUCCCCAUGGUUGCUAGCCAACCGACUGUUUCUGCUCCCACGCUGUCGUUGGGUCUGAGCUCAGUCCCAACACCCAGCAUUGUCAGCCCGUUCACAAUCCCCGUCCCUUCCGCUGGACCAAGGGUCACAUUCCCACCAAGCAUGGCUCAGUUCAUGAGCGAUCCGGCCAACCUGCAGGCCAUCCAGGGCUUUGGCCAAGUCAUGGCCAUGUGCCAACAGAAUGGGGGGAUGCCCUUUCUCCCUGGUAUGUUCCCGUUCGCUCUUCGAGGCGCGGGAACCAUGCCCCUACAAGCUCCCAUGGCGGUGUCUCCCUUCCAGACGCCAGUGCCGCAGCCAUCACCUUUCCAGCCGCAGCUGAUCAGCGCCAUAACCCCUGUUAACCUGGCUGGCGCGCUUAACGCUGCAGGGCCGUCGCGUCCCCCGCAAGGUACGAAUCCAAAGAUCACCCUCGAUGGUCACUGCGUCUCAGUUGAGAGCGGAAACGAGGAGUGGGACAUUCCGAGGGCCCACAAGAAGAAGAAGGGGAAAGCCGUCCGGCCAGCCACUUCCCGAAACUCCGCCUUCGAAAGGCUGGGGGACAGGGAAGAGGGCCAGAGGAAAUCAGCCAAGCUGAGGCUGGGGCAAAGUGUUGCUCAUGUCAACGCGUUCGCCCGGUUAGGCGAGGUGAGGGAGGCCGAUCCUCCCCGCACCCAGCGCUCCCGGCCUAACCGGCAGGAGCCUGCGAGGAUGAGGGGCUCUCGUCAGGAAGAGGAAGCAGAGAGCCAGCCCAGGUUACUGGUGGCGAACCGGUUAACCGUCCCAAGUGACCGCGUCCAGCAGAUGGAGGCGAAGCUGGAAAGGCUGGAAAAGAAGGUUGGGGAAAAGAAUGACCGGGACAAACCCCUCGCCGGGUCCCGGUUCACCACAAGAGUCCAUCUGACACCUUUCCCGCGAAAGGUCAAGAUAGACGCUCCAAGGUUCACCGAGAAGGAGGAUCCAGAAAUCCAUCUGGACUCCUUCAACCAAAGUGCAACCAUGAACGGCUGCACAGACAAAGAAAAGUUCCUGCUUUUCUUCCCAACCCUGCGGAACCGGGCUACUGAAUGGUUCAAUAAGCUUCGUCCAGGAAGCAUUGAUUCGUUCAAUGACUUGGCUUCAAAAUUCAAGGCCAAGUUCCAGGAGAAUUGUACUAAGAGGAAGAAAUUCACCUAUCUUAGUACAGCCGGGCAGAGGGAAUCUGAGAACCUUACUCAGUUCCUUACCCGGUGGAAGGAAUAGGUAGACAAGGUGGAAGAAAUGGAUGACAUGACCGUCUUAUCCCUUCUCUUGAAUGGCUUACGUUCCGGGGAACUAUACAAG
Messenger RNA from Cuscuta campestris, 1505 nucleotides. The record is from the annotation of a GenBank genome assembly. NCBI's taxonomy places the organism in Eukaryota, Viridiplantae, Streptophyta, Magnoliopsida, Solanales, Convolvulaceae.